AGUUCAUUGUUGUCCAAUCAUCUUGAAGGUGUUUCUGAGCUUUUCGCAGUGUUUUUCAGGAAAAUAUCCAGUGAAAAUGUCUCGUGGGAGCUCAGCAGGAUAUGACAGACACAUUACGAUCUUCUCGCCCGAGGGAAGGCUGUAUCAAGUCGAAUAUGCAUUUAAAGCUAUCAAUCAGGAGGGAUUGACCUCAGUGGCGCUCAAGGGGAAGGAUGUGGCCGUGGUGGCCACUGAGAAGAAGAUCCCGGACAAGCUGAUCGACCCCAAAACAAUUACUCAUCUGUACCGGAUCACGAAGAAGAUUGGAUGCGUAAUGACGGGGAGAAUUGCUGAUAGCAAGUCUCAGGUGCAGAGAGCUCGCUACGAAGCGGCCAACUGGCGCUACAAAUACGAGUAUGAUAUUCCGGUGGAUGUUCUCUGUCGCCGCAUCGCCGAUAUCAAUCAAGUCUACACGCAGAACGCCGAGAUGCGCCCCCUGGGAUGCAGCAUGAUCCUCAUCUCGUACGACGACGAGCAAGGCCCAUGUGUAUACAAGACCGAUCCGGCCGGCUACUACUGCGGCUACAGAGCUGUCUCCGUGGGCGUGAAGCAGACCGAAGCCAAUAGCUUCCUGGAGAAGAAGCUGAAAAAGAAGACGGACUUUGGCGUGGAUGAGGCUAUCCAGCUGGCCAUCACGUGCCUCUCCACCGUUCUCACGGCGGACUUCAAGCCGUCUGGCAUUGAAGUGGGAGUCGUCACCAAGGACAACCCAGACUUCAAGAUUCUCACUGAGGAUGAAAUCGAUGUGCAUCUCACUGCGAUUUCCGAGAAAGAUUAA
Phlebotomus argentipes is the source of this 817-nucleotide messenger RNA. Its product is annotated as proteasome subunit alpha type-6-like. NCBI's taxonomy places the organism in Eukaryota, Metazoa, Arthropoda, Insecta, Diptera, Psychodidae. The transcript has 3 exons. Gene Ontology annotation, cellular component: proteasome core complex, alpha-subunit complex; proteasome core complex; nucleus. Bases 77 to 817 code for a protein of 246 amino acids. The record is from RefSeq and is a predicted model, not a curated record. Gene Ontology annotation, biological process: ubiquitin-dependent protein catabolic process.